AUGAGCUUCACAGCCAUCGAUGAUGUGAAUGGCAACGUUGAUCAAAACAACUGCACACUUUGUAUGGAGGCUCUUGGACCAAUAUCCGACUCCGAUUGCCGUACUCUAUCAGCUCGCUGCCACACGCCAUGCCGCUAUCAUCCUUCGUCGCAGAUGGAGGAAGGUCAAGGCCAAGGUAAAGAGCUUUCACUGAGUACCGAGACGGUGGUUAUCACCGCAGGUGCAUUUCUUCGCCGGGCUACGGUCCCUCUUCACACAACAGUGGCUAAAUAUAGAUGUGCCACCGAGACAUAUGGAUGUACCGAAGUACGUGUUGGGCAAGGAGACUAUAUAUCACGCUGGCUCAAAGGUUCCAUCCUCACCUAUACAGUUGAUGCCGAGAGCUUCCCGACAAUUGCCAACGCGACAGAGGUAAAAGAAGCGAUGCAAAAAGCUACUGACGCGUGGGGGGACGUGUGGGGGAAGGUUGAUGUGAGCUUUAAGUACCUGGAAGUCGAUUACAACGGUUCAGCUACCUUCGUCGUGAGGUAUAGUCCCGGCGAAUGCGAAACUACCUAUGCCAUGGCCUUUUUCCCAGACGCAUUGCCGAGGAAAUCGCCGGCCAAAUUGUUUGUGUAUGAGCUGGGCCUCUCUAAAGGCGCUUAUCUAGCCAAUAUCUUUGCCCACGAAAUAGGCCAUAUCAUGGGGUUGCGGCAUGAGUUUGCAGAUGGAAAACACAGAGAGGGAAGAGGAUUCCACUGUGUCCUUUUUGGAAAGAAGAACCCUCUAUCAAUCAUGAGCUAUCAGGAAGAUCUGGAAAACCUGCAAGUCACAGCGCAAGAUUGCAGCGAGUUGAAAGCACUUUAUGCAUACGAGGGAGAAAAGUAUAAAGGGCUACCGAUACGUGAUUACGAUCCGAUUCUACGUCAAUGCAUUUCCCGCGAAGAGACUCGUUGCAGCCAUGCAAUGAGGAAGCCGGGUCGCAAGUUCUCUGGCCGCAGUGCGCUGAGAAAAUUGGACUCAUUUAUCUUUGCAACUUUUCACGACACCAAGCGGGCUACCAUUUAA
Molecule: messenger RNA, 1047 nt
Organism: Trichoderma breve
Lineage: Eukaryota; Fungi; Ascomycota; Sordariomycetes; Hypocreales; Hypocreaceae
Product: metallo-peptidase family m12 domain-containing protein
Exons: 1
Coding region: 1-1047 (348 amino acids)
Biological process (GO): proteolysis
Cellular component (GO): extracellular matrix
Molecular function (GO): zinc ion binding; metalloendopeptidase activity
Source: RefSeq, a predicted model, not a curated record